Nannospalax galili (Upper Galilee mountains blind mole rat) is the source of this 4621-nucleotide messenger RNA. RefSeq names its product drosha ribonuclease III (gene Drosha). Gene Ontology annotation, biological process: primary miRNA processing; regulation of gene expression; rRNA processing. NCBI's taxonomy places the organism in Eukaryota, Metazoa, Chordata, Mammalia, Rodentia, Spalacidae. Bases 315 to 4328 code for a protein of 1337 amino acids. Gene Ontology annotation, molecular function: ribonuclease III activity; double-stranded RNA binding. The record is from RefSeq and is a predicted model, not a curated record. Gene Ontology annotation, cellular component: nucleus. The transcript has 35 exons.
CCCUCCCUUGGCCGACCUUUCUCAGGUUUGCCUUUUUAAUUUUCAGGGUUUCCUGUUCCGGAGGCGCGGACGGCGCCCCUGCUGUGGCGGCUGUGGCGGGACCCUGGCUCGGAUCUGACGGCGACCUCGCGGCUCCUCUGUAGGGUGCUCUGCAGAGGCUGUGAAGGAUACAGGAAUGGCUGUGAAUCAACCCACGUUAUCAAAGAGCUAAUAAUGUAGAGGAGGAAUUCGACAGCACACAUAUGACUAUAACAUGAGGCAGUUUCUGAAGUUAUAUUCUGUGUGGAAGAUGUGACAGAUCUAGAUAAUACAUCAUGAUGCAAGGCAAUACAUGUCAUAGAAUGCCGUUCCACCCAGGACGAGGGUGUCCCCGGGGACGAGGAGGACAUGGAGCCAGACCCUCAGCACCAGCCUUCAGGCCCCAAAAUUUGAGACUUCUUCACCCUCAGCAACCUCCUGUGCAAUAUCAAUAUGAUCCUCCAAGUGCCCCUUCCACCACAUUCUCGAACUCUCCAGCCCCGAAUUUUAUGCCUCCACGACCAGAUUUUGUACCCUUCCCCCCACCCAUACCACCAUCAGCACAAGGCCCUCUCCCACCCUGCCCAGUUAGGCCCCCUUUCCCCAACCACCAGAUGAGGCACCCUUUCCCGAUGCCUCCCUGUUUUCCACCUAUGCCCCCUCCAAUGCCUUGUCCUAAUAAUACCCCAGUCCCUGGGGUACCUCCUGGACAAGGCACUUUCCCCUUCAUGAUGCCCCCGCCCUCUAUGCCCCACCCUCCACCCCCUCCUGUGAUGCCCCAGCAGGUUAAUUAUCAGUAUCCUCCUGGGUACUCGCAUAGUUUCCCACCUCCCAAUUUUAAUAGUUUUCAGAACAACUCCAGUUCUUUCCCGUCCAGUGCUAAUAAUAGCAGUAGUCCUCAUUUUAGGCAUCUCCCUCCAUACCCACUCCCAAAGGCUCAGAGUGAGAGAAGGUCCCCAGAAAGACUCAAGCACUAUGAUGAUCACAGACACCGAGAUCACAGUCAUGGGCGAGGCGAGAGGCACAGGUCCCUGGAGCGCCGAGAGCGAGGCCGCAGCCCGGAAAGGAGAAGACCGGACAGUCGCUACAGAUCAGAUUAUGAUCGAGGGAGAACACCAACUCGACACCGCAGCUACGAGAGGAACAGAGAGCGGGAACGAGAGAGACACAGGCACCGGGACAGCCGAAGAUCACCGUCUCUGGAAAGGUCCUACAAAAAAGAGUAUAAGAGAUCUGGAAGGAGUUAUGGUUUGCCAGUUGUUCCUGAACCUGCUGGAUGCACACCAGAAUUACCUGGGGAGAUUAUUAAAAAUACAGAUUCUUGGGCCCCAUCCCCGGAGAUUAUGAAUCAUCACUCCCCAAGCAGGGAGAAGAAGAGAGCUCGCUGGGAGGAGGAAAAAGACAGAUGGAGUGAUAGCCAGAGCUCUGGCAAAGAGAAGAAUUAUACUUCCAUCAAAGAAAAAGAGCCAGAGGAGAUACCACCUGACAAAAACGAGGAGGAGGAGGAAGAACUUCUUAAGCCUGUGUGGAUUCGAUGUACCCAUUCAGAAAGUUACUACUCCAGCGACCCCAUGGAUCAGGUGGGAGAUUCUACUGUAGUUGGAACAAGUAGGCUCCGUGAUUUAUAUGACAAAUUUGAAGAAGAGUUGGGGAACAGGCAAGAAAAGGCCAAAGCCGCUAGGCCUCCAUGGGAACCUCCGAAGACAAAGCUGGAUGAAGAUUUAGAGAGUUCCAGUGAAUCUGAAUGCGAGUCUGAUGAGGAUAGCACCUGUUCUAGCAGCUCGGACUCGGAGGUUUUUGAUGUUAUUGCAGAGAUUAAACGCAAAAAGGCUCACCCUGACCGACUUCAUGAUGAACUUUGGUACAACGACCCGGGCCAGAUGAAUGAUGGACCACUUUGCAAAUGCAGUGCAAAAGCGAGACGCACAGGAAUUCGGCACAGCAUUUAUCCUGGAGAGGAGGCAAUCAAGCCCUGUCGUCCUAUGACCAACAAUGCUGGACGACUCUUCCACUAUCGGAUCACCGUCUCCCCUCCUACCAACUUUUUGACCGACAGGCCAACAGUUAUAGAAUAUGAUGAUCAUGAGUAUAUCUUUGAAGGAUUUUCCAUGUUUGCACAUGCCCCACUGACCAAUAUUCCACUGUGUAAAGUAAUUAGAUUCAACAUAGACUACACGAUUCAUUUCAUUGAAGAGAUGAUGCCUGAGAAUUUUUGUGUGAAAGGGCUUGAACUGUUUUCACUGUUCCUAUUCAGAGAUAUCUUGGAAUUAUAUGACUGGAAUCUUAAAGGUCCUUUGUUUGAAGACAGCCCUCCCUGCUGCCCAAGAUUUCAUUUCAUGCCACGCUUUGUAAGAUUUCUUCCAGGUAAUUUUUUUGCCUUGUCAGUGACCUGUUGUGUUCAUCAGCGGGCCAAGGAGGCUGUAAUUAAACCAAGCUCUGUCCGCAUCGAUCAACUGGAUCGUGAACAGUUCAACCCUGAUGUGAUUACUUUCCCAAUUAUCGUCCACUUUGGGAUACGCCCUGCACAGUUGAGUUAUGCAGGAGACCCACAGUACCAGAAACUAUGGAAGAGUUAUGUGAAACUUCGCCAUCUUCUAGCAAAUAGUCCCAAAGUCAAACAAACUGACAAGCAGAAGCUCGCACAGAGGGAGGAAGCACUCCAAAAAAUACGACAGAAGAAUACAAUGAGACGAGAGGUAACAGUGGAGCUAAGCAGCCAAGGAUUCUGGAAAACCGGCAUUCGUUCUGAUGUCUGUCAGCAUGCAAUGAUGCUGCCAGUUCUGACCCAUCAUAUCCGCUACCACCAGUGCCUAAUGCACCUGGACAAGUUGAUAGGAUAUACUUUCCAAGAUCGCUGUCUGCUACAGCUGGCCAUGACUCAUCCAAGUCAUCAUUUAAAUUUUGGAAUGAAUCCUGAUCAUGCCCGGAAUUCUCUGUCUAAUUGUGGAAUUCGACAGCCAAAAUAUGGAGAUAGAAAAGUUCAUCACAUGCACAUGCGAAAAAAAGGAAUUAACACCCUUAUAAAUAUUAUGUCACGCCUUGGCCAAGAUGAUCCAACUCCUUCAAGGAUUAAUCACAAUGAAAGGUUGGAGUUCCUGGGUGAUGCUGUUGUUGAGUUUCUGACCAGUGUGCAUCUGUACUAUUUGUUUCCUAGUCUGGAAGAAGGAGGCUUAGCAACCUAUCGGACCGCCAUUGUUCAGAAUCAGCACCUCGCCAUGCUUGCAAAGAAACUUGAACUGGAUCGAUUUAUGCUGUAUGCUCAUGGACCUGACCUGUGUAGAGAAUCAGACCUCCGUCAUGCAAUGGCCAAUUGUUUUGAGGCAUUGAUAGGAGCUGUUUACUUGGAGGGAAGCCUGGAGGAAGCCAAACAGUUAUUUGGACGCUUGCUCUUUAAUGAUCCGGACCUGCGAGAAGUCUGGCUCAAUUAUCCUCUCCACCCACUCCAACUGCAAGAGCCAAAUACAGAUCGACAACUUAUUGAAACUUCUCCAGUUCUACAGAAACUUACUGAGUUUGAAGAAGCAAUUGGUGUAAUUUUUACUCAUGUUCGACUUCUGGCCAGGGCAUUCACAUUGAGAACUGUGGGAUUCAAUCAUCUGACCCUAGGCCACAAUCAGAGGAUGGAGUUUCUAGGUGAUUCCAUCAUGCAGCUAGUAGCCACAGAGUACUUAUUCAUUCAUUUCCCAGACCACCAUGAAGGACACUUAACUUUGUUACGAAGUUCUUUAGUGAAUAACAGAACUCAAGCCAAGGUGGCAGAGGAGCUGGGCAUGCAAGAGUACGCCAUCACCAACGACAAAACCAAGAGGCCUGUGGCCCUGAGGACCAAGACGUUGGCAGACCUUCUGGAAUCGUUCAUUGCAGCAUUGUACAUUGAUAAGGAUCUGGAAUAUGUUCACACUUUCAUGAAUGUCUGUUUCUUUCCACGAUUAAAAGAGUUCAUUCUGAAUCAAGAUUGGAAUGACCCCAAGUCCCAGCUGCAGCAGUGUUGCUUGACCCUUAGGACGGAAGGAAAAGAGCCAGACAUUCCUUUAUAUAAAACUCUGCAGACAGUGGGGCCAUCCCAUGCUAGAACCUACACUGUGGCUGUUUAUUUCAAGGGAGAAAGGAUAGGCUGUGGGAAAGGACCGAGUAUUCAACAGGCAGAAAUGGGAGCAGCAAUGGAUGCACUUGAAAAAUAUAACUUUCCCCAGAUGGCCCAUCAGAAGCGGUUCAUUGAACGGAAAUACAGACAAGAGUUAAAAGAAAUGAGGUGGGAAAGAGAGCAUCAGGAGAGAGAGCCAGAUGAGGCUGAAGACAUAAAGAAGUGAAGGAGGGCACGGAAGUGGUGGUGUAUUUACUUGCCUAAUAACUGUGACUAUUGCCCGUCGAGACCUAGCCUAGUUUUCCUUCAGACAAUGAAUGAAGUGUGUCCAUUGAAAUAAAACAAAGUCAAACUGCUAUUGUUGUUUUACUGAUCUAAUAUUCUGCUUCUAGAUAGGUGGUCUUUAUUACAAAGUAUUUGAUUUUGCUUCUGUUUAAUGGAAAAACUUCACUUUGGUGGAUAUGCAUUAUUCCCUUUUAUUUUGUUCUUUAAACAAUAAAAUUCAAGAAUUCAUAGUGA